Toxorhynchites rutilus septentrionalis is the source of this 2187-nucleotide messenger RNA. RefSeq lists its product as uncharacterized. NCBI's taxonomy places the organism in Eukaryota, Metazoa, Arthropoda, Insecta, Diptera, Culicidae. The transcript has 3 exons. Gene Ontology annotation, biological process: DNA integration. The record is from RefSeq and is a predicted model, not a curated record. Bases 1 to 2187 code for a protein of 728 amino acids. Gene Ontology annotation, molecular function: nucleic acid binding.
AUGCAUUCAUUCGGAAUUAUCAAGUCGCCGAAUACCACACAUUUGCAGACGCAUCAAAAGCUGCAUAUGGAGCAUGUAUUUACAUCCGAUCCGAAGACGCCCAUGGCAACGUCAAACAUUCCCCGGCUCGAGUUGUGCGCAGCUCUCCUCGCUACCCGUUUGUUUGAAAAAGUAGUUGCUGCUCUGGAUCAGAUUUCCUCUAGGAAGUACUUCUGGUCAGACUCAACAGUGGUCCUGCAGUGGAUGAAGGCGCCACCGCGGACCUGGAAAACUUUUGUUGCCAACCGUAUUUCCGAAAUACAAGCGACAACCCAUGGAUUCCCUUGGCUGCACGUUGCAGGGAUCGAAAAUCCCGCUGAUUUGUUGUCCCGCGGUUUCCCUGCUGACGAACUAGUCACCUGUGACAAAUGGCUUCACGGACCAAGCUGGCUACACGGACCCAAGGAAGUGUGGCCCACUCAAAAUCUCCCGCGCACCGAGCUCCCAGUGGAAGAAUUGGAACAACGUACUGCAGCUGUGCUGACUCUCCAAACUUCUGCUCCCCACGAAUUGUUCCUGCGAUUCUCAUCAUACAAUAUGUUGCUGAAUGUGGUGGGAUGGGCAUUCCGAUUCAUCCAAAAUACACGCUCAAAGAAUAUUCGAAUCCCGGACCGAGUGCUUCUCGUCAAGGAACUACACGUUACUAAGUUGUAUCUGACGAAACUAGUGCAAUCAGAAUCAUUCCCCGAUGAGUUAAAGGCUCUGCGCAAAGGACUUCCAGUUUCAAAACAUUCCAAACUUCGGCUCCUCAGUCCGUUUCUGGAUCCUGAAGGUGUGAUUCGAGUUGGUGGCCGGCUACAGCUAUCUUCUGAACCCUACAACAUUCAACAUCAAAUGGUCAUCCCAGGUUUUCACCCGUUCACAAAACUGCUAAUUAUGCACCACCAUAAGAAGCUUGCCCAUGGUGGCAAUAACGUAACCCUCGCAGUUCUCAGGGAUGAAUUCUGGCCAUUGCAUGGCCGGAGAGCUGUAAGAAGUGUCCUUCGAACCUGUUUAAAUUGCUAUAGAACAAACCCUCAACCGAUUGAACAAACUGUUGGUCAACUUCCCUAUAAUCGUGUUACGGCCAACGAGGUGUUCGCUUGCACUGGAGUGGACUAUUGUGGGCCCCUCUAUCUUAAGCCCUCGCACCGACGAGCAGCAUCGCAAAAAGUGUACGUAUGUGUAUUUGUGUGCUUUAGCACAAAAGCGGUCCAUCUCGAGUUGGCAGGCGACUUGAGCACUAACACGUUUCUAAUGGCUUUGGAUCGAUUCAUGUAUAGGAGAAACAAACCGUAUCAUAUAUAUUCCGAUAACGGAACAAAUUUUAUCGGAGCCAAGAAUGUACUGCAUGAGCUGUAUUCUAGGCUUCAGACAGGCCCGGAAAAUGAUAAAAUCAGUAAAUAUUUAGCCCAAGACGGAAUUCAAUGGCAUCUAAUUCCACCGCGAUCCCCAAACUUCGGCGGCCUCUGGGAGGCCGCGGUUAAAGUGGCCAAAAAGCAACUCGUCAGGCAACUAGGCGAUUCCUUGCUCUCGUACGAAGAACUCCUUACCAUUCUCGUCCGCAUUGAGGGAUGCGUGAACUCGCGUCCUCUUAUGCCUAUGUCCGAUGAUCCCAACGAUUUGACUGUGCUUACUCCGGCUCAUUUCCUGGUCAGGAAUAUGAUUAGGUCACUCCCCGAACCAGAUAUCCGCCAUCUACCGAUGAAUCGACUAAACUACUACCAACGGAUUCAAGCCCACAGCCAACAGUUUUGGCACCGAUGGAGGUCAGAGUACCUAAAGGAACUGCAGAUACAAUACAAAACAAACCCGAAACUAUGCAGCCUCGAAGUUGGGAGUGUUGUAAUUCUGAAGGACGACAGUCUUCCACCGACGCGCUGGCCCCUCGCGCGUAUCCUAGAAGUCCAUCCCGGACCUGAUGGCAUCGUCCGCGUGGUGACUAUUCAAACUUCGGGAGGUGUACUGAAGCGAUCUUUCAACGAGUCGUUCGUUGUUCAACACUACUGCUGUAACAGAAGUGUUCCCCGAGUGUCCCCCGAGUGUCCCCCGAGUGUCCCCCGAGUGUUCCCCGAGUGUUCCCCGUCGAAACCAUCUGCGGUCCAUCUAGCGAUCGAGAUUGGAGUCUCCCAUUUGCACGAAGAAAUCCCAGCGAUUAACCCGUUGUAG